Miscanthus lutarioriparius is the source of this 234-nucleotide messenger RNA. The record is from the annotation of a GenBank genome assembly. Lineage: Eukaryota; Viridiplantae; Streptophyta; Magnoliopsida; Poales; Poaceae.
AUGCACGAGGCCCUAGAGGCAGUGGUUCUGAAACCCAUCAUGAAGAGCAUAGGCGGUCUUCAGCGUUGUGUUCAUGAACUCAAGAAAGAGAAGGCUGAGAAUGAAGAGAAGGAGAAGCGUCUCAAGAAGAACCUGGAUGACCUUGGAGACCAACUGGCAUCCAUGGUUCAGAAUGUGCAUGACCUCCAGAACAAGUUGCAGCGCGCCAUGCCUCCACCGCCGAUGAACAACUAA